AUGACUGUGGAAGUUCCUGAAAGUAUUCUUAGAGAGCUUGAGUCACUGAAGCUCGAAAAUGCUAAGCUUAAGGCUGAGUUAGCUGGGGAGAAGGAGUUUAACAAGUAUCCGAUGUCUCUGGAGGAAUAUAAACGUUAUGGGAGGCAGAUGAUUGUUGAGGAUACAGGCGGUGUAGAAGGUCAACUGAAGUUACGUAAUUCUAAAGUCUUAGUUGUAGGAGCAGGUGGACUAGGAUGCCCUGCGCUACCUUAUCUGGCCGGCGCAGGUAUUGGACACAUUGGUAUUGUUGACAAUGAUGUCGUUGAUACUUCUAAUUUACACAGACAGGUCCUUCAUAAUUCCAAUAAGGUUGGUAUGUUAAAAUGUGAAUCUGCCAAACAAGUGUUGAACGAGUUAAAUCCUCACGUGAGUGUCGAAACCUAUCCGAUUAGAUUAGAUGGAGCAAAUGCAUUUCCAAUAUUCGCAAAAUAUGAUUACAUUCUAGACUGUACUGAUACACCAUUGACGAGGUAUUUGAUUUCAGAUGUGGCAGUCAACCUGCAGAAAACUGUGGUUUCCGCCUCUGGGUUGGGUACAGAAGGCCAAUUGACGAUCUUGAAUUUUAAAAACAAAGGUCCCUGUUACAGAUGCUUUUAUCCUGUUCCUCCAUCGCCAACUUCGGUCUCAUCUUGUCAGGAGGGUGGUGUCAUUGGCCCUUGCAUAGGUUUAGUGGGUGUUAUGAUGGCUAUUGAGGUGAUGAAAUUAAUAAUGGAGGUAUACACGGAAGAGAGUUUCAAACCGUUUUUGACUAGUUAUUCUGGGUUCCCAACGCAAUCUUUGCGUACUUUCAAAAUGAGAGGUAGACAAAAAACAUGUGCCUGUUGUGGCGAGAAUCCUACUAUUACGAGGAAUGCUAUUGAAUCUGGUGAAGUGGAUUACACUUUAUUUUGUGGUUCAAGAAAAUAUAAUGUUUGUGAUUCGAUGGAAAGGAUGAGUGUGACUGAUUUUGAAAAUGAUUAUCACGACCGUCAAGAUUUCGUCUUCCUCGAUGUAAGGCCUUCCCAUCACUAUAGCAUUUCACAUUUCCCCAGCACACAUAACAUUCCCUUGAAGAAAUUAAGAGAUAUGGGCGGCUCGAUUUCAGAGUUACAAGAACAUGUUCCGAAUAUUGACAAGGAAAGUGAAGUAGUCGUUGUGUGUCGAUAUGGUAAUGAUUCGCAGUUGGCUACAAGAUUAUUAAAGGAUCAAUUUGGAAUACCUAAAGUUAAAGAUAUCCGGGGUGGUUUCUUUAAAUACAUAGAUGAUGUGGAUCCAUCUAUUCCAAAAUACUAG
Zygosaccharomyces rouxii is the source of this 1311-nucleotide messenger RNA. RefSeq names its product Uba4p (gene UBA4). NCBI's taxonomy places the organism in Eukaryota, Fungi, Ascomycota, Saccharomycetes, Saccharomycetales, Saccharomycetaceae. Gene Ontology annotation, molecular function: URM1 activating enzyme activity; thiosulfate-cyanide sulfurtransferase activity; adenylyltransferase activity. The transcript has a single exon. Gene Ontology annotation, biological process: protein urmylation; tRNA wobble position uridine thiolation. Gene Ontology annotation, cellular component: cytosol; cytoplasm. The record is from RefSeq and is a predicted model, not a curated record. Bases 1 to 1311 code for a protein of 436 amino acids.